Molecule: messenger RNA, 780 nt
Organism: Phytophthora infestans T30-4
Lineage: Eukaryota; Oomycota; Peronosporomycetes; Peronosporales; Peronosporaceae
Exons: 2
Coding region: 1-780 (259 amino acids)
Source: RefSeq, a predicted model, not a curated record
AUGAAGAGUCAGAAAGGAGGCAAGGUGCCGAUGCUGAAGGACACACUGCGCAAGCUCUAUCUACGCACGCACCCGGAUCUGUUCGGACGGUAUCCGGAACAGCAGCGCGCAAACGAGGAGUCGUACAAGGAGCUUCUUGGCAUUUUGGACGCGAUCGAGAAGCAUAACGAGUUCCCUCCGGCCAAAACGCUGGUACUUCCAUUCUUUUUGAAGACGCCGGUGGAGGGCGAGUUUAAGGAGGUGGAUUUGCAGCUCCGCACGACGGGUGGCGCAUGCAACACGCUUGUGGAGGAGGCGUUGGGUCGGUUCUUCGGCGAGUGUGGUCUUCCUGAGGUGUUCCAGUGGGGCGAGGGAAGCUGGGGUAAGGCUGUGGGCAAGGACGCUGUGGAGAAUUCAAAUUUGGGCUUCGACAAGGAGGAGGAAGCUCGCGAGAAGGCCCGCAAGGAGGCAGAGGCGGCGGCGAUGCGUGAGGAACAGCUUCGCCGGUCGGCUCCUGCGUACAACCCUGUGGACCGCAGUGCACCGGACGACCAUUCUAUUGAGAAGGUUUUGAACGAGAUGGACGACACGCUUCAGCUUAUUGCUGCUAUGCCGUACCUUGACGAGGAGGACGAGCAGCAGCGUGCCUUUAAGACCCACUUUGAGCAGGGAUCAGGUCUGGAUGAUCUCGAUGCCCAAGGCUACACUGUCAAAGCGGGUGUGAUUAAGAUGUGGCAGGGUGAACGUGAUCUGAAUGCGCUCAUUAAGGUUGGCCGACAUCAUCACCAAGGGAGGAGUUGA